Messenger RNA from Pestalotiopsis fici W106-1, 1371 nucleotides. RefSeq lists its product as uncharacterized. The transcript has 2 exons. The record is from RefSeq and is a predicted model, not a curated record. The coding region runs from base 1 to 1371 and encodes 456 amino acids. Gene Ontology annotation, molecular function: DNA-binding transcription factor activity, RNA polymerase II-specific; zinc ion binding. Gene Ontology annotation, biological process: regulation of DNA-templated transcription. NCBI's taxonomy places the organism in Eukaryota, Fungi, Ascomycota, Sordariomycetes, Amphisphaeriales, Sporocadaceae.
AUGUCGCCACCCCAUAGUGAGCACUCAAAUGUGCCGUCAGACGUGGCUGCUGGCGGCGGGCCAAAGAAAUCUCCGCCAGCCGGUACUCAGAAACUGCGAGCACCGCGCAUGAGAGCGUCAUGUGACGGCUGCUUUCUAGCCAAGGUCAAGUGCUCAAAAGGCAAACCUAUGUGCCAGCGGUGCAUGACCACCGGUCUUGCUUGCAAGUACUCGCCGUCGAGUAGAUCUGGCAAGCCAAAGGCCUCAGACAAUGGCAAUAUCUUGAACGGUGCCCCGCGCCAUGCCAAGAGGGAAGGUUUACAGUUUUCCAGCCCAGUCUUUGAAGGUUCCCAAGACUUGAUGGCAGGACCUGCUCAAUUCAUGCAGAACAACUGGGGCAGCAAUCAGCAGGCAAUGUGGGAUUUGCCAACCCAUCAGGAUCCAGGUACCAACUUUGGAUCCGGACCACUUAACGAAUCAUUGGGCCAAGACAUUGGAAUCAUGGAUGGAAUAUCUCACGAUGGGGGUGUCAUGCCUUUCAGUGAGAAUCUUGCCGACACCAACCCAUGGCAAUCACAGAAUCCCUCGUCCUCAUUCUCGCAAAUGCUGCCGGGUUCUUCUGGUUCGAUGAUUCAUGGAAGGUCCCAAUCCACAGACAUGAUGAUCAGCCUCGUCGCGGCAAAUUUUCAAGACACGAAUGCUCAAGCAGGACCAUCACAUGGUCCUCCUCUUGGGCAAAUGGCAGGGCCCUCACAUGGUCCUCUUGGGCAAAUGGCAGUACCCUUACAUGGUCCUCCUCUCGGGCAAAUGGCAGGACUCUCACAUGGUCCUCUUGGACAAAUGACAAGCCCCCCCAAUCCUGCCCACGCAAGGCAUCAUUCUGACCCUGCCAUCGGUACUGGUCAUGUCCUCAGUUGCAACUUCGAUUGCACCCACCAGUCGUUGCAGCGUCUUAAUUUUAUGCUUGCGACCAGUUCAUGGCCCUCUGAUAUGCUUAUGACAGCAAACGAAAACCUCUGCGAUGCAUGGCGCGUCAUCAUGCGAUGUCCUAAUUGCAUGGGCUCUGGCGCGCGGCGCUAUAUGGCCUUGGCGUUUCUGGCCACGAGCAUGCAAAUACAGAGCAGACGCUUACAAGCAUUCCUGGACACUGUCAAACCCAAUCAUGAUGGAGUUUUCCCAACUGUCUCGAAUCCGGCGGAAAAAUUGAACCGUCUUGGUACAGCGAUCACCCAGAUUGAUCAGGCUUAUGCUUUGUUGCUCAGAUCAUUCAACAACGAAAUGAUUGAACACCCAGGCGUUGCUCAAGCAUUGGCAAACGGGGUUCACAAGUCCCUCGAUGCUGCCGUGUCCCUCUUGCUGCGGAAGAGGACCGAGUUGGCUGGCACAAACUAA